GUUGGAAUUAUUUGUGUUAACAACGUUACGUUCAGACAUGUCGGCGGUCAUGGAUCGUUGAAGCACCCAGGUGCGAAAAACUCACUCAGCGUUGACGCCAUUCGUAACUAUCAUGGCGACCCCACCAUCGCCAUCAUCGUGGCUAGAGAGCACAGAUUACGUGUCGCGCUUCCGUCUUCUCGAAGCCGCUAACCUUACCUCCGUCCCCGCCGUCCGCAGUCCCGCACCGGCCUCCGUCGUCGAACGGCUGACUGCGCUGACGCUCAAGUGGGAAGACCUGUCGUCGUUGGCGCAACGCGCGCUGCUGUGGGACAUGGGUUUUGUGCGGUUGAACGACGGAUCUACCACGUUGCAGCAGGUGUACACGCGUUGUUCGCUUGGCACGAGCACGCCUGCCGGCGCCACGAUGGAGAACCUCAUGGUUUCCAAGGACGCAUUCUUGGCCACAGACCAGUCCACGACGGUGAUCAAAUGCAGCAGCGGCAGUGCUUUGUAUGUGCGUCAGAACAUUUCGAACGGCGUCAACUUGGACGUGGCUGCCAAUUGCGCCGUGGCGCCAACAAAUCCGUCCAAGAGCAGUCAUUCCAGCAUGUGGGCUCAAGAUGGCCUACCGCCGACGGACGUGCCGUUCCCCGUGAUCAUGCGGCACCAGUGGAACAGCACCGACGGACCUCCAUUCCUCAUCUUUGCCGUGCACACCGUGCCUGAAAAGUACGACGGCGAGUGGCCGUGGGGUACUUGCCCAACCAAGCAACCCGGAUCUCUCGUCCUUCCUUGUAAAGUGUACGAAGGUGCCGGCAGCGGCAUGUGUCUGCCCAGUCCAUCGAGUCGCAUGAACGACUGGCUAGAGGCCAUCGCGCGUUCUAAAAUGACCCUACCCCCCCCCAUCGUUACCACAACAGGCCCCACCCCCAUCCCUCCGCCGCCCCCUUCGUUGGCCACGGGGGCCAUCGUCGGCAUCGUCGCCGGCGCCAUCGCGUUCCUCGCAUGUGGCCUCUGGUGCUUGCUACUUCUCCGCCGCCGCCGCCGAGCCACAGACGGGCACGCCACCGCCGCCCCGUACACCAGCGACGUCCGCCACAGUUCUGGCCAGCCGAGGUCCAGCGCUGCGCAGCACCAACCAAUCCAGACCAACUCGUCGAAACUCAACAACUUCCAGAUCGAUCCGUACCUGUGUUCGCGGCGGCUGCCGUACUCGUCGGUCGUGCAGACGCGGAUGGUGUCCAAGGGCGCGUUCGGGGAGGUGUGGGUCGGGUCCUUGGACGGUGUCACAGUUGCGAUCAAAAAGGUGCUCGACGCCAAGCGCAACGACGUCGAGGAGCUCGAGUGCUUUGCCGAGGAAAUCCGUCUCUUGGCAUCGUUGAGUCACCCUAACAUUGUCACAUUUAUCGGGUUUGCGUGGAAUACGCUGCAAAACUUGUGCUGCGUGGUCGAGUACAUGCAGCACGGCGACCUCGGGUCGUACCUGGCGGCGCAUCAAGAGGCCAAAUGGGAUGACAAGCUCGUGCUAGCCGUGGGCAUCGCCAGGGCACUCGCGUAUCUCCACGCGCUCACCCCCAACAAGAUCAUCCACCGAGACCUCAAAGCCAAGAACGUGCUCGUGUCGGAUCAGCUCGAUGCGAAACUGUCCGACUUUGGCAUUUCCAAGGAGCGAACGACCGAUGAAACCAUGACCGCGGGCGUCGGGACUACCUACUGGACCGCCCCCGAAGUGCUCAGCGGGCAUCGGUACUCGGAGCUCGCCGACGUGUACUCGUUUGGGUGUGUCUUGAACGAACUCGGUACACAUACCGUCAUUCUCAAACAUGUCGACAUACAUUCUCACGGUGCAAUGUGACAUAGACACGCACAACAUCCCGUACGCCAACAUGAAAGGCGUGCCGGCUUUGACGAUUGUCCAGCGCGUGACCACGAUGGGCCUCCGCCCGACCUUCAAUGACACGUGUCCCAAGCUUAUCAAGGAUUUAGCUGAACGUUGCUUAGCAACGAACCCUCGAGACCGACCCACAGCCAUUGAAAUUGUUCGCCUUAUCGAACUCUGGAAAGGCUGGUAACCAAAACCAUCCUAGAUAAAUAUAUAUGUUAUAUACCCUA
Molecule: messenger RNA, 2094 nt
Organism: Aphanomyces astaci
Lineage: Eukaryota; Oomycota; Saprolegniomycetes; Saprolegniales; Verrucalvaceae
Product: TKL protein kinase, variant 1
Exons: 2
Coding region: 113-1837 (574 amino acids)
Biological process (GO): protein phosphorylation
Molecular function (GO): protein kinase activity; ATP binding
Source: RefSeq, a predicted model, not a curated record